Messenger RNA from Cebus imitator (Panamanian white-faced capuchin), 2217 nucleotides. RefSeq names its product partner of NOB1 homolog (gene PNO1). Gene Ontology annotation, cellular component: nucleolus. The transcript is spliced from 5 exons. The record is from RefSeq and is a predicted model, not a curated record. The coding region runs from base 99 to 830 and encodes 243 amino acids. Gene Ontology annotation, molecular function: RNA binding. Lineage: Eukaryota; Metazoa; Chordata; Mammalia; Primates; Cebidae.
GGGAAGGGGCGGAGCUGCGGGGGCGGUUGGCGGAGGCUGGGUCCUGCGCUGUGUAGCAGCGCACGUGUUUCAGCCGGAAGUGCUUAAGAAUCCCAGGGAUGGAAUCCGAAAUGGAAGCACAGAGCGCCGUAGCAGAGGAGGGCUUUACCCAGGUCACUCGCAAGGGUGGUCGGCGGGCGAAGAAACGGCAGGCUGAACAGCUGUCCGCAGCGGGAGAGGGCGGGGAUGCAGGCCUUAUGGACACAGAAGAGGCCAGGCCGGCGAAGAGGCCCGUCUUCCCGCCCCUCUGCGGCGAUGGGCUCCUGGGUGGGAAAGAAGAAACAAGGAAAAUUCCAGUCCCAGCUAACAGAUACACACCAUUAAAAGAAAACUGGAUGAAGAUAUUUACUCCUAUUGUGGAACAUUUGGGACUUCAGAUACGCUUUAACUUGAAAUCAAGGAAUGUAGAAAUCAGGACUUGUAAAGAAACCAAGGAUGUUAGUGCUCUGACAAAAGCAGCUGAUUUUGUGAAAGCCUUUAUUCUCGGCUUUCAGGUGGAGGUGAGUAAGUCCAUGACAUCUAAAAUGAGGAUUUGCAAAAUACUCAGUGUGAACAUUUCAUCCAGGGCAAUAGGAAGAAUUGCUGGCAAAGGAGGAAAAACCAAAUUCACCAUCGAGAAUGUGACACGGACACGGAUAGUUUUGGCUGAUGUGAAAGUUCACAUCCUUGGCUCCUUCCAAAACAUCAAGAUGGCAAGAACUGCCAUUUGCAACCUAAUCUUGGGAAAUCCUCCUUCCAAGGUUUAUGGCAAUAUUCGAGCUGUGGCUAGCAGAUCAGCAGAUCGAUUCUGAUUUCAAGUCAGAGACUUUUUAUCUUGCCUUUGGACUCUGCAGAAAAAUACUUUAUGGGUGGUCACAAGAAACCAUCUGAAAAAUUGCAGUCAUUUGAAGCCUCCAUCCUCUCUUCAUUCUCAGCCAGAAGCAUCAACAGAAAAGAAAAGUUUAAGAGUAUUCACACUGAACAGAUUUUAGGAUAAUUUAAAUAUCAAAAAUUGAUUCUAUUAUACCCACACAUUAGAUAUAAUUUAUCAUUUCUUUGAAAUCACUUGUAGCAGAUUGCAUAGUUUAUAAUCCUCUUGGUAACUUCUUGUUUAAACAGCGCUAUGUGAAUUUAUACUUUUAUAAAUUCAUAACUUCAUAAAAAUUUAUAAACAUUUCUUCUUUAUAAAUUGUAAUUUAAUAGAUUAUCUUAGAAAAACUCUCAUGAUGACCCCUCCUUAAUACUGGGUAAUGUGAAUAAUUUUUUGUGGGGGAAACAGGUCCGACUUUGUCACCCAGGCUGGAGUGCAGUGAUGCAAUCUUAGCUCACAGCAACCUCUACCCUGUGGGUUCAAGUGAUCCUCCUACCUCAGCCUCCCUAGUAGCUGGGACUACAGGCAUCCACCACCACACCCAGCUAAUUUUUUGUAGAGAUAGGGUUUCACAUGUUGGCCAGGCUGGUCUCGAACUUCUGACCUUAAGGGAUCUUCCUGCCUCAGCCUCCCAGAGUGCUGGGAUUACAGGCAUGAGCCACCGUGCCCAGCCUUGAUUUGUGAAUAUUUGAGAGUCAUAAGCAGUUGUUUUGGCUGUAUUAUACUGUAUGAAUCAGUAAGAGCUCAUCUUGGAACCUGUUUUGCAGUUUUAAAAACUGAAGAAUUACAUCACAGGGUUGAUAUGAAUAAAGUUUUAUUUUUUAAAUGAUCAUUUAAAGAAAGUAUACAUAACCAAUGUUAGAUAUACAGAUGCUUCUCAACUUACAAUGGGUUUGUGUCCAGAUAAGCCCACUGUGAGUUGAAAAUACCAAAAGUUGAACAUCAUAGCUUAGCUUACCCUAAAAGUGCUCUGAACACUACAUUAGCCUACAGUUGGGCAAAAUUGUCUAAUACAAAGCCUAUUUAUAAUAGUGUUGAAUAUCUCAUGUAAUUUUUCAAGAUUACACUGAAAGUGAAAAACAGAAUGGUUGUGUGGGUACUUGAAGUAUGGCUUCCACUUAAUAAUUCUAAAAUUGAAAAAUAAGUUAGAACCAUCCCAAGUCUGUUUCCUCUAAAUAGUAAAGGUGAAAUGAUAAAAGAAUGGUUUUCUCACCCAAAAAACUGUUCUAUAAAUGCAGAUUAGCUCAUUUCUGCCUGUUUAAAUAGUAUAUGAUUAUUUUCUGUAUUGUAAAAUGGAAGCGACUUUAUUAAACAUGACUUUGAUAAUU